GUUGCACUGAUUCGUACACAUGGCUGAUGUAGAGGUGGUAGUCCUGUUCUUUGCCAAAAGUCGUGAUUUGGCUGGUCAAAAGACGGCCAAAAUCCUGGUUAAAAGUCCUGCCAAUCUUCAACAGCUGGUCAGUACUAUUGUGGGUCAAUUUCCCAGUUUACAGGUGAUAGCUGACAAUUUGGUAGUGUCUGUCAACGAAGACUACCUACUGGCUGGACAGGAAGUACACCUGAAUGCUGGGGAUGAGGUUGCAGUGAUCCCACCGAUCAGUGGAGGGUAGACAGCGUGUCGGACAAGCUCCAUAAACAUAGAUGGAUCAUGUAGAGGUGACAGAGGACAGGAUCAGUACAGACCACACCACCAGUCUUGUAUCCUCCCCCACAUGUGGCGCCAUCUCUGUCUUCAUCGGAUUGACCCCAGUCCAUAUAUAUAUAUUUACCCCAAACCUUGUCUACUAUUUAUACAGGGUUGUACCAGUAGAGGAGGCUAGCAUUGUGAUCGCAGUGUCUUCCCCACACAGAAAAGAAAGUCUAGAGGCAGUCGGUUAUGCCAUCGACACUGUCAAGGCAGUUGUACCUAUAUGGAAAAAGGAAAUCUAUGCUGACGAGAGUUCAGCCUGGAAGGAGAACAAAGAGUGCAUAUGGACUUCUUGACGUCAGACUUGUUGUAGUUGACUAGCAUGUCUAUUUAGGUCCAAAUCAAUACAGUGAAACCUGCUAUUACCAAACCCCAUGUUACAUUUUGUAACUUAUUAGUCCCCUGGUUGGUACUGCCAGACCAUUUACACUUCAUCUGUCUGUCCACGAGUAACUUUGUCAUAUCUCAAAUAUAUAAUCAGCAAAAAAAAUCAAAUAUUGUAUGCGAGUAUACCUCGCGGAAUGGUAGAGUGUUCUGUGCUAAAACUGUGUCUUGUACUCACUAUAUACAGUUAAAGCCGUUUUGUUCAAUGUGUAUAACUUUGUUUAGGGCAUACAAUUGCCAAACUUUGUAUUAACUCAUUGACCACUGAAAUUUCACAAUGAACUAUUCCAACCUUUGAAUUGAAAGGGUUCAAAUGUGUCUUCAGGGGUGAAUGAUAUGUAGAGUUGUGUCCCUUCGUUCACUGUAUGUCAUUCUGUCUGGGGCAUUACCAAAAUUUGUAUGUGAAAGAUUACAAGACAUACCCGUAGUAUUAUUUACCAUGCUAUUUCACAGCUGAUAUUACACAUUGUGUGGAUGAAAGUUAUAGUUCAACAUUAUAUAUUAGUCAUAUUGUAAUUGGUUUGUGGUUUUGUAACUAUGUUUACAUGAAUUUGGUAUUGGGGAAAUUAUAGAAUUUGUACAAUGGAUUUUUUGGCCACCUGAACCAAAGGACAGCUGAGCUAUUUCAAUCAGUUGCUGUCUGUCAUCAGUCUGUAAUUUUUUUCUUUGAAUGUCUUCUUCUCAAGAACCACUGGGCCAAUUACAACAAAAUUUGGCAAAAAGUAUUACAAGGUGAUGUUGAUUCAGAUAUCUAUACACACGGCCACUAGCGGCAGCUUUGCAAUACAUUGUGCAAUAAAUUAAAGUUUAAAAGCUUAAACAAACUCACAUGAAGAACCAAAUGGCCUAGUGUUAAUAAAUGACAUUUAGACAGUGACUUGGUAGUAUAAAGUACCAAAACGUUUGAAAUAGUUUGUUUUGAUUGGUUUAUAGGGUUUAACAUCCUUUUGACAACUAAGGUCAUACAUAUAUGCAAGACCACACACUUGUGUUUUUCUAACGAAUCAGAAAGCACUCAAUCAUUCUGCGGACAAAUAUAUUCCGCACGAGUGAAUAUUUACGUCCGCACAAUAAAUGAGUGCUUUCUGAUUCGUUAGAAAAACACAAGUGUGUGGUCUUGCUUUUAUCACAUACCAUCCGUAUUUGGUAAAGAUCGAUACAAACAUUUUAUAAACUUCGAUAUUUUUUGCAAAUAUCGGGAACUUUUAAGUUUACCAUGAUAAGGGGAUUCCCAUAAAAAGUAGUUCCGUCUAGUAGGUAAAUACAACAUUCCGUAUUGCACUUGUACAAUACAGAAUGUUGCACUUCAUGGUCUGAAAAUUGCUUGUAUUACUAUAACAAGAUUCAACAGGUAUGUGAUAAAAGGCGUGCCUCCAUGUGUGUAAUGUACAUUGAAUGUAUAUGUGUGCUGGAGGUGAUAGGUUGGUAUGUUUUCCUAUUUGUGACGGGGCAGAGUAGUGCUAUCCCUCUGAAAUACCACAUUAUAGACGCCCAGCACUCCACCUGGUCAUAUUAUUCUACACCAGGUUAACCAGUUGUUGCGUUUACUCCAAAUUCAAAGUCACAGAGGUCGAGUUUGUUGAAAUGCUCAGAUGACUUAUUUCUAAAGAACCAAAAUUCCUUCUGUCAUGAUAUCUGACCAGUAACUUUCUUAAGUGUGGUUUUGGGGAGUUUGGUAAAAAGAAAAACACUCAACAGGUUAGCGGCUUCAGACCCGGCCCCUUGGCUUCUUGUAUGAACUUCUGUAAGCUUAGUACGUUUUUGGU
Molecule: messenger RNA, 2507 nt
Organism: Mizuhopecten yessoensis (Yesso scallop)
Lineage: Eukaryota; Metazoa; Mollusca; Bivalvia; Pectinida; Pectinidae
Product: molybdopterin synthase catalytic subunit-like
Exons: 6
Coding region: 312-653 (113 amino acids)
Biological process (GO): Mo-molybdopterin cofactor biosynthetic process
Cellular component (GO): cytosol
Source: RefSeq, a predicted model, not a curated record